UAACAAAAAAUAUGGAUCCUAACAUCUAUGCGCUGGUGUUGGAUACUCUUAAUAGAGCCACCAGCCAGGACCCAGAGGUGUUAAAGCCAGCUGAAAAGAAGCUGCAAGAAUGGGAGAUAGAACCUGGCUUCUAUUCAGUUCUUCUGAAUGUCCUCUCAAACCAUUCAAUCGACAUUAAAGUCCGAUGGCUCGCUGUCAUGUGCUUCAAGAACGGGGUAGAUCGCUACUGGAGACGUAAUGCACCAAAUGCGAUCACUGAUGACGAAAAAUUGAAGCUCCGACAAGGAUUGCUCACUACAAGCAUUCUUAAUGAGCCAGUUGCCCAGAUUGCUACGCAGCAGGCUGUGUUAAUUUCGAAGAUUGCAAGGUUUGACUGUCCAACAAAUUGGCCGAACCUAGUGCCAGACCUUGUUGGAGCUCUCAAAGCUCCACAACCACUAGUUCAACAUAGAUCUUUGCUGAUCUUCCACCAUGUCGUUAAGGCUUUGGCGUCGAAGCGUUUAACUGGAGAUAGGAGAACUUUCCAGGAACUAACAAAUACAGUGUACUCAUUCAUUCUAAACCUAUGGCAUGAGAACACGGAAUUGUUUCUCCGGCACAUCCAAGAAGGGGCAGCAACUGAAAUAAUAACAGAGCAUCUGGAAAAGGCUUUAUUGUGCCUCAGGAUAUUGAGGAAACUGACUGUAUUCGGUUUCAAAAAAGUACACGAGAGUCAAGAUGCUGUUGCCUUCUUAAAUGUUGUGUUCGAUAGGGCAAAAACUAGUUUGGAGUGUAGAAAACUCCUAAAAGGCCGUGGUAUCUAUCCUCUAGAACUUUGUGAGAAAUUUAUAAUUCACCUCACAAAAGUGGCUAUAGGCGUCUUGUGCUUCCAUCCGUUCUCCUACGUGCCUCUUAUUCGACCGUCUUUGGAAUUCGCCCUCUAUUAUUGUUUCACCGAGCAAGGCAUGGCGCUGAUAUAUGAAAGAUUCACAAUACAGUGCCUGAAUAUUGUUAAGGGUAUAUUGCAGUGUGUAGAGUAUAAAUUGCCUAAAGGCAUGGAACAGGUUAAAGAGCCAUUAACCCUGCAAGCGCAUCAAACGAAAAUGGAAUUCCUGGACCAAAACACUGUAUGCCACAUGUGCAGACAUUUAGUGACACAUUACUUCCUUUUAUCAUCCGACGAUUUGGCUCUAUGGGACGCCGAACCAGAGAGCUUUGCCACUGAUGAGGCUGGGGAAUCUUGGAAGUAUAGUCUUAGGCCAUGCACAGAAGCGGUAUUCAUAGAGCUAUUCCAAUUCCGCAACAUCCUAGCGCCCGAGUUGGUUCGCCUGCUCGCGUCAGUGCAGCAGCAGAAGAUCGACCCCGAAGACCUGCCUGCUAUAUUGAGGAAAGAUGCCAUUUAUAAUGCUGUCGGUUUGGCUGCCUUUGACUUGUAUGAUGACGUGGACUUCGACGAAUGGUUUACAAAAGUUUUGAGUCAGGAGCUCAAGAUUAAAGAUAACAAUUACAGAAUUAUCAGACGAAGGGUUUGUCAACUUAUCGGACAAUGGUGCGGCGUACGGGCCUCUCAGUCCCUCAGGCCGGCAAUGUACGAGGCCUUGUUGGAGCCUCUGACAUCAUCGACGGAAGACGCGGCGGUGAAGCUGGCAGCGGCCGAAGCGCUGAGGAGCACCAUAGACGAUUUCAAUUUCGACGUGGAACAGUUCUCGCCUUAUGCGCCACAUGCACUUGCCGCGCUCUAUAAUCUCCUGGUGGAGUCGGAGGAGUGCGACACGAAGAUGCACGUGCUGCACGUGAUCUCGUACGUGAUGGAGCGUUGCGGGCCCGCGGUGGCGCGAUCCGGCGGCACGGGCGCGCUGUUCGCCUACCUGCCGCAGCUAUGGCACCACGCCGCCACGCACAACAUGCUGCGCGCCGCGGUGUUGUCCGCCGUCGUGCACCUCGUCAAAGCACUAGGAGAGUGUUCACCAAACGUAAGACCGUGGAUACUAGGUGUGGUGAACGAAGCAACGAAGCUAACUGAACCAGCACACGUGUACCUUCUAGAGGAUGCGUUGGAGUUAUGGCUGGCUAUAUUGGAGACUUCGCUAGUGUGUGACCCGGCCACUUUGCAGUUGGCUGAUAAUCUCUACCCUAUUCUAGAACAAUCUUCCGAACAUCUCCGAAUAGUAGUCUAUAUAAUGCAAGCGUACACCCUUCUAUGCCCUGAGGAAUUCCUCUCAGGACCUGGAGCCAAAUGCAUGGCCCUUCUCGAAGAUAUGUUGGGAGAUAUGAGGACCGAAGGUGUUAUAACGGUGUUGAAGAUGGCCGAAAUCUGUAUAAGCGUUACGUUUCCGGAACGCAAUGCGUUCUUGGGUGUGAAGGUUAUAUGGCCUAUUUUGAUUAGGGUUAUACACUGUCUACUUGAAGGUGACGACCUACCGAUGGUGCUAUCGGUCCAAUUGUGCCUCCUAUCUCGCGUCAUUCUGAUAUCGUCAGAUCUGUUCUACAAAGUCGUUCAAGAGGCAUCGAAUGGCGUGACCGAAUACGAUUCCGAUCCCGCCAAAGUACUGAACAGGAUACUGCACGUUUGGACGGAGAAGAUGAACUUGGUGACUCAGGUCGAAAGGUGGAAGGUUGUGGGUUUAGGUCUUGCGGGAUUACUAACAACGCAAAACGCGGUGGUCCUGCAGAGGUUUGGUGCGAUACUACUGAACCUGACUGAAGUGCUGAACGACGUCAUGAAGCACGAAGACAGUGGCACUUAUGUCGACGGGCUGGUGGCGCCGCCGGGCUCGCGGCCACCGUCGCCGCUGGAGGGCCGCGGGGGCGCGGCGCGCUGGGAGGAGGCGGGCGCGCCCGACUCGGCGCACGAGCAGCGGCGCCGGCGCCUGGCCGCCGCGCACCCUGCGCACUGCAUCGACCUGCGCGUCGUCACGCACCACCAGUUAGAAACGUUGAAGAAUCAAGUGGGAGCGGAAACCUUCGACCGCCUCAUUCAAUCGACAGAUCCGGAGACGUUGCAACAAAUCAGAGAAUAUGUACCGCUCUGA
Molecule: messenger RNA, 3011 nt
Organism: Hyposmocoma kahamanoa
Lineage: Eukaryota; Metazoa; Arthropoda; Insecta; Lepidoptera; Cosmopterigidae
Gene: Impbeta11
Product: importin-11
Exons: 16
Coding region: 12-3011 (999 amino acids)
Biological process (GO): protein import into nucleus
Cellular component (GO): nuclear envelope; cytosol
Molecular function (GO): small GTPase binding
Source: RefSeq, a predicted model, not a curated record